Molecule: messenger RNA, 723 nt
Organism: Gregarina niphandrodes
Lineage: Eukaryota; Apicomplexa; Conoidasida; Eugregarinorida; Gregarinidae
Exons: 3
Coding region: 1-723 (240 amino acids)
Source: RefSeq, a predicted model, not a curated record
AUGCCGUCCUCGGUCGGAAGCACUGCGGCCAUCGAACAAGGCCGCGGCGCAGGCGGCAGCGCAGACGCGCUGCCGCUACGCAGCACUAAUGCAACUCUUCGCUCAGACUUUCUACGCGGCGAUUUCUUGCGCAAUAGCGACGACUUCUUCGCAGGUCCUGGUGCUGCCGCCAACUUCUCCCCCUCACCCGUCCUGCUACUCAUUCUCCAAGGCUACCUCACCCUCGAAGUACUCAGCAGAUGCUCCAGGCUCAGAAACCUGGCUUGGUAUCAGCUGGGUCUCGCAGCACGCGCUGCAGACCAAACUGGCCACCUCAGAUUCCUGUCCUGUCUCGAAAAGAUUGAACAAGCUCUAAUCAAAAGCAAAUCAAUGGCGCUAUAUAGACAACUCAAUGAGCAAGAGCGGCGCCGGAGCGAUCUCUUACCUGACAUCACUGAAGACGUGAAGAGCGGCGACUGGGUCAAGUUCACGACCGAUACUGACUUCCGGAAUAAUGUCAACCAUCUCUGCCAAAUGCAGGAGUCUCUCAGCGGUACAGUGCUACGACCACCCUUACCUACUGGAUACGACAAGGGCUCCUUCGUAGCACCAUCCUACGCUCAGAGCGUGCCCCGCUACCGAGCGUUGAAAACUGCGCUUGAUACCAUCCGAAUAAAUCAACAUGUUCCAUGGAAGAAAACGGUCAAUGCUCUCGCCCUGGCCAACAGACUCACCUAUCGGUAG